CACAUCACUAUUCUGUUUGUGGUCCACCACAAUAAAUCGGCGAUUUAUUUAACAAAUAAUAAUUUCUCAUCUAAAACGUGAAUAAGAAAUUGUAAAAGUUAAACAUAGCUAUAGCGCCCAAUAAGCGCAAGGACUAAGAGAUAGAUUCAUUAUCUAGCGCCGUCGAAUAAGAGCAACAGAAGUGAGACAAAAAGGCAAUUCUGAAACGCACGUGUAUCGCAACAUGGAAGCAGAGAACGGCGAGGGGCAGGUGCAGGUGCACCUGAAAACCAAACAAGAACAUUAUGCUGUACCGGAUGUGCCAUAUGCGAUCGAGGGCAGCGUUUCCACAACGGAACUGAAUAUAUUUCUGAAUGCGCUGCUGCAGAAUAAAGGCGCCGCAAGUGUUGACUUUGAUUUUCUCGUCUUUGAUGAGUAUCUGCGCGGCCGUUUGUGCGAUCAUCUGCGCGAGAAGGCCAUCAGUUUCGAGGAUGCCAUCGAAAUCGAGUAUGUGGAGCGUUUCCCGGCGCCAGAGCCCCAGGAUUGCCUGUUACACGACGACUGGGUUUCGGCUGUGAAAGCAUCGGGCAAAUGGAUCCUCACUGGUUGCUACGACAACACCAUCAACAUCUGGACUAACAAGGGCAAGCAUAUACUCACCAUUCCCGGUCAUACGGCACCUAUUAAGGCAGUCGACUGGUUAUCGCUGGACGAGGUGAAUGGACGCUUUGUGUCCACCUCACAGGAUCAGACAGCGAUGCUCUGGCAAUGGAACAUUGACUCAAAUGCCGUCGACUGUGUCUCUGUGUGCAAGGGGCACGAGCGUAGUGUCGACAGCGUGGCUGUCAGUCCGGAUGCACAACGCUUUGCCACCGGCUCGUGGGAUACAAUGCUCAAGCUUUGGUCAGCCGAACUGGAGGAUGCCGUCGAAGGAAGCGCAAAACGUGCCAAAGAAAGUGGCGUUCGCACACCCAAAAUGACGUUGCAGGGUCAUCGUGAGAGCAUUUCGGCGGUGCAGUGGAUGGAUGGCACCACACUGCUCACUGGCAGCUGGGAUCACACGCUCAAGGUGUGGGAUCUGAAUUUGGAGGGCAUCAAGACAGAGAUAUCGACCAAUAAAUCAAUAUUCGAUGCGAACUUCUCCAAAUUGAAUCGAUUGAUUGUCACCGCAUCAGCGGACAAGAAUCUGCGUCUAUAUGAUCCACGCACAAAUCAGGGUUCUGUGGUGCGUAACACUUAUCUGGGCCACAAUGCUUGGGUACAGACAGUGAUGUGGUCCACAACGGAGGAGUUUCUCUUCGUCUCCGGCUCGUAUGACAAUCAGAAUAAAUUGUGGGAUUGCCGUAGUCCCAAAGCACCGCUUUACGAUUUGCUGGGACAUGGCGAAAAGGUUCUCGACAUUGACUGGUCGAAUCCCAAAUAUAUUGUGUCUGGUGGUGCCGAUAAUACUGUGCGUGUCUUUAAAUCGCGCAAAGCCACAGUCGAUCAUAUGGAGACGAAGUAACAUUUUUUGACAUAAUACCAUUUAUUAUAUAUAUAGUAAAACUGUUAGAUGCCGCUAAGUUUAAAUAAAAUUGUACAUUUAUUUUGCUACAA
This is a messenger RNA of Drosophila grimshawi, 1575 nucleotides long. Its product is annotated as ribosome biogenesis protein WDR12 homolog. The transcript is spliced from 4 exons. The record is from RefSeq and is a predicted model, not a curated record. Gene Ontology annotation, cellular component: preribosome, large subunit precursor. NCBI's taxonomy places the organism in Eukaryota, Metazoa, Arthropoda, Insecta, Diptera, Drosophilidae. The coding region runs from base 224 to 1483 and encodes 419 amino acids. Gene Ontology annotation, biological process: ribosome biogenesis. Gene Ontology annotation, molecular function: protein binding.